AUGGUUGCCCAGCUGUCAAGGCGGGUGCUGUGGAGUCCUGAGGGGCAGAACCCCGUCACCGCUUACGGGACACGAGCCGCAACACCACGCCGCCUAGACUUCCGUGAUAGUUUGGUGGUGUUCGCGCUGUUCAUAAUCAGCAAGUCUGGCGGCCUCAUCUACAAUCGAGAGUUCCACACGGGCAUGAGCAAGCUUACUAGCAAUGACUACCUCAUGCUUGCUGGAUCGUUUCAUGGAAUGCAUGCCAUAACAGCGCAGCUCUCUCCAGUCCCACCUGUCCGCGCGCCUCCUCCGUCCACCGCGACUCCCAACCUCCAGACAUUCCCUGUCCGCGCAACUGGUAUUGAAGUCCUGGAAAGCUCUCACUUCCGUAUUCAAUGUUUCCAAACGCAAACCGGUGUCAAAUUCCUCCUCUUCACAGAGCCCCAGCAACCGAACGUAGACACGAUGAUGAAGAAGAUAUAUGAACUGUACGCAGACUACGUCAUGAAGAACCCGUUCUACACUGUGGAGAUGCCGGUCCGGUGCGAGAAAUUCGAUCGAGGGCUGGAUGGUUUCGUAAAGGUCAGGGGAUGA
Molecule: messenger RNA, 576 nt
Organism: Alternaria arborescens
Lineage: Eukaryota; Fungi; Ascomycota; Dothideomycetes; Pleosporales; Pleosporaceae
Exons: 3
Coding region: 1-576 (191 amino acids)
Biological process (GO): endoplasmic reticulum to Golgi vesicle-mediated transport
Cellular component (GO): TRAPP complex
Source: RefSeq, a predicted model, not a curated record